AUGGUCUUUUUUCCCAUUGUUCCCUCGUACAUUCGCACAUUAUACCCUGAGCUCCACCUCAUCGAGAGCUCCGUCCGCUCUCCCAUCGGCGGGAUGAAGCUCCCAUAUUCGCUAUCCGUGCUGUCGGCCAGAAAUAUCAGGGUUGAGCAACAAUCCAUUCUAGCUCUACCUAACCGACUGCCCAACUUCCCUGUCCGAUGCGAAGCACCUACGCAACCAUGGCCUCGCAGACAAUACGGAACAUCGGCUCCCGCUUCGCAAGCUCCCAGCGAGCCCAAGAAUCCGGCCUCAGCCCGCCCCGCGCUUUCACUGACCGAUCAAAUCCGCCUGCUCAUGCGCCGUGUACCCUAUCCCGUCGCCAUCAUCACAGCCACAGAUCCGCAGGGCCCCGUUGAGAAAGCCUUCCGCGGCAUGACCGUCUCCUCCUUCAACACGGUGACACUCCAUCCCUCACCCGUCAUCUCCUUCAACGUGCGCCGACCAUCGGAGACCCUAACCGCCCUCCAAUCCUCAGGCCGGUUCCUCGUCCAUCUCCUAGCCCCGACCCGAGCAACCGCAGCCCUGGCCCGGGAUUUCUCCAGGGGAAACCACAAUCUGGCGCUCCUGAGCGGAAAGGGAGACUUUGAAUUCGCGCAGCAUGUCCCCGCCGACGGGUCUGUCAUGAGACCCCUCCCCAUCCUGCGACGGAGAGCCAUCCGCCAGACGGGCCAGACGAGUUCCGCCGAGGAGGAGAGCGUCGAGGACUUUCCAUUUGUGCUCGAGUGCCAGCUCAAUCCGCAACGUGUAGAGGUCAACGACCACACAAUCGUUGUUGGAACCGUCGUGCAAGCGCUCUCGCGGCACCUUCCUGAAUCAGAGGCGGAGACGUCAGUAACGUCCGGCUCUGCAGAGGAUUUAUGCCUGACAUAUGCUAACACCAAAUUCUGGGAAAUGGGCCAUGAAAUAUAA
Molecule: messenger RNA, 948 nt
Organism: Aspergillus thermomutatus
Lineage: Eukaryota; Fungi; Ascomycota; Eurotiomycetes; Eurotiales; Aspergillaceae
Product: flavin reductase family protein
Exons: 2
Coding region: 1-948 (315 amino acids)
Molecular function (GO): riboflavin reductase (NADPH) activity; FMN binding
Source: RefSeq, a predicted model, not a curated record